Molecule: messenger RNA, 9372 nt
Organism: Nematolebias whitei (Rio pearlfish)
Lineage: Eukaryota; Metazoa; Chordata; Actinopteri; Cyprinodontiformes; Rivulidae
Gene: col7a1
Product: collagen, type VII, alpha 1
Exons: 118
Coding region: 1-9372 (3123 amino acids)
Molecular function (GO): protein binding; serine-type endopeptidase inhibitor activity
Source: RefSeq, a predicted model, not a curated record
AUGUGGAGCUGGAUGUUCACCGUCACUUUCUUGCUGUCCUCCAUGAAACGUGCUGAAGCUCAGGGCAGGUGUAAUAAUGUGCAAGCAGCAGAUAUUGUUUUCUUGAUUGAUGGGUCUUCAAGUAUUGGCCGAUCAAACUUUCUUCAAGUGAAGGCCUUCAUGGCUGGAAUUGUAAAACCCUUUGAGAGUGCUGUCAGCGACUCGGGAAUUCGGUUUGGGGCUGUGCAAUACAGUGACACGUCAAGGGUUGAGUUCACCUUAAAUACAUACCUGAAUGGCACUCAGCUUAUCAACGCGGUGCAGGAUAUAAGCUAUAAGGGUGGAAACACGCGCACUGGAGCUGGUCUUAAGUUUGUCUAUGAUAGUUUCUUCAACCCUGCAUCCAUGCGGGAUGUCCCAAAGGUCACUAUCCUGAUCACAGAUGGGAAAUCUCAGGAUGGUGUGCAGGAGCCAUCACAGAAGCUGCGCGGUCAGGGAGUGAAAGUUUUUGCAGUGGGAAUAAAGAGUGCAGACAGGAAUGAACUGGCUCAGAUAUCAUCGCAGCCCAGCAGUGAUUUCACCUCUUUUGUUGGGGACUUUAAACUACUAAACACACUUCUUCCUCUUGUUAGCCCUCAAGUGUGUUCAGUUGCAGGAGGAGUCUAUGCGAGUGAUGAGGCAUUUUCUGGUCCAUCCAACAUUCAGUUCACAGGCCAGACAACAGACUCUCUCAGGCUCCGCUGGAAUCCUGCAGGGGGACCUGUGACUGGCUAUGCAAUCCAGUAUGUGCCACUCUCUGGUCUGGGCCAGCCCAUCAUUGCAGAAUUGCGACAGGAAAGCGUCUCAGCCACUCAGAGGACCUUCACUGCACGAGAGCUCAGGUCAGGAACAGACUACCUUGUGACUGUCAUCGCCCAGUACCCCAACAGUGUUGGCGAGUCGACUUCUGCCAAGCAAAGAACCAGGUCGUUACCAGGUGUCUCCAGUCUACGCUUGGUGCAGGCAGGCUUCUUCUCUCUCUCUGUUGGAUGGGACAAAUCUUCAACUUCCCUCCAGGGCUACAGACUCACCUAUGGGCCCCGAGGUCAGCCAGCGGCUCAGUUACUGGAGCUGUCACUGCCUGCAGACGCCACAUCUGUCACCCUGGAGUCUCUUCAGCCCGACACAGAGUACGUCAUCAACCUGUACGCUUUGUUCCCCCGCAACGCUGCCACCCCGUCCAUCCUCAAUGCUCGAACCUUGCGUCUGGAGGCGGUGCAGCAGCUGUCAGUGGACACGGUGUCAGAGGGCAGCGUUCGUGUGCGAUGGCGGCACGUCACUGGUGCCCAACUGUACCGAUUAGUAUGGGGAGCCUUCACAGGUCAAACAUUUGAGACAGUUGAGCUUGCUGGAGACAGUGAGUUCUUUACUCUGUCCAGGCUCCAACCUGAAACUGAAUACAUCGUCACGGUCAUCCCGCUGUAUGAGCGAAACACGGAAGGGCCUGCAGCCACAGCCAGAUUCAAGAUAGAGCGUGCAGAACUGCAGGUUCUCAAUGCAGCCGUCUCCGGACCCUCAUCGAUCCGACUCAACUGGAGACUCAUUCAGUCUGCGCUGGGGUACCGCCUGGAGUGGAGGGAGGGGGAAGGAGGGCGUGUUCAGAGCCUGUCCUUUCCUCGAAGCACCACGAGCUACGAGCUGACAGGCCUUCGGCCACAAACAAAAUACAUCUUCACCUUGUACACGCAGCUUGAAGGGCGGGAGGUGGCCACGCCCGUCUCCACUGAAGGCAGAGAGGACCAGCCGGUGGGAAGUGUGUCCAACCUGAGGGUGGUCGAGUCACUGGGAAGCAUUGUCAGACUUGGCUGGACGGGUGUAACUGGAGCCACACAGUACCGAAUCAUCAUCCUGAACACGGAUGAUGGAACAGAAAAACUCCUAACUAUUCCUGGAAACCAGACGACCUUUGACCUCAAAGAUCUGAUAGUCGGAGUGUCGUAUGGCGUCAGUGUCACAGCAGAGGUGGGAGAGAAUGAGGGCGAACCCGUGACUGUCUACAUCAAACCAGAACAAGAAAUAAGGACAGUGAGCAAUGUCAGAGUAACCAACGCAAACAGUCGGAGAAUUCGAAUUGCCUGGGAUGGAGUUACUGGUGCAACGGGUUACAGAGUCACCUGGAAACAAGGAAACAAUGCAGAGCAAGCUCGUGUUCUGGGAGCAGAGGCCACAGCUUUCACCAUGGACAACCUGCAGCCGGACGAGGCACUGGUAAUUGGUGUUGCAGCUGUUGUUGAUCAGCGUGUUGGAGAAGAGGUCACGCUGUCUGCACGGACUAACCCCUCCAGUGGAACGUUGUCUGGAUUUCGCAUCACAGAUAUCUCGGCACAGAGAAUACGCAUUGCAUGGUCGCCGGUUUUUAGGGCAACAGGAUACAAGAUCACUUGGCGUCGUGAUGAUGGACUUGAAACAACUCGUACCGUAGCGUCCAGCGUUUCUUCCUACACUAUUGAUGGUCUUCAGCCGAACUCAGCCUACACUGUCCAAGUUUCUGCCCUGGCUGGCUCUCGAGAGGGAACUCCUUCCAUUCUGAAUGUUAGAACAGAAUUAGACCAGUCAGUUGUUGGGACCGUGACAUCUUUGCAAGUCCAGGAGACCCUAGGAGAAGUUAUCCGAGUCACUUGGGUUGGUGUGCAGGGAGCAACAGCUUAUCGCAUCUCUUGGAGGAGAACAGAUGGUGGUGAAGAGAGGAGCCAGCUGGUGGGUGGAGAUGUGGCAGCAGUGGAUCUGGACCAGCUUGACCCUGGAGUUCAGUAUGAGGUGCAGGUCAAGGCUUUAGUUCAAAACAGAGAAGGAACCCCUGUUUUUGCCACGAUCACCACACCUGGUUAUAACACCCGGCCUCCCUCACUCCCAACCACGACGCUACGAGCAACAGAAGUUACCCAUGAUUCUGUGCGGCUUGACUGGGCUUUUGUUCCAGGCACAACAGGGUACAUCCUCCAGUGGAAAGAGGAGACGGACGUUGGCCGAGGCUUGUCUGUUAGUCUUCCUCCGUCGUCCAGCUCAUACCUGGUGACCGGUCUGCGUCUGGGCCGGCGAUAUAGAUUUACCAUACAGCCCACUUUUUCAAGCGGACUGGCAGCAGAGACCUUUGUAGAUGAACGCACUGUGUGUCUGGGUGGACGUCUCGAUGUGGUGUUUCUGGUGCCUGCUUCUACCGAUCGGAUUGAUCUGGAAAGACCUCUGCGUGAACUCCUCACAAGUGUAGCGGGGUCACUCGCCACUAUCGGACCCAGAGACUCACAGGUAGGGGUUGUCGUUUAUGGCUUCAGACCCAAAAUAUGGUUCCUGCUCAAUCGUCAUACCAGAUCUGACACGCUGCUCCAAGAAAUCCAGUCCACACCCUAUGAUGAAAGCCCAGGGAGUAACAUUGGUGAGGCGGUGACUUUCGCUCGUCAGUACCUGCUGAUCCCCUCAGCUGGACGGAGACCCCGGGUGCCUGGUGCUGUCGUCAUCAUCGCUGACAGAAAGUCUGUCGACAACCUGACCCUCGCAGCCAACAGUCUGAGAACUGCAGGUGUGACGGUGCUGGCUGUGGCCAUAGACCAAGCAGACACGGAGGAGCUGCGUCGAGCUGUGACGGACCGCAGCACCCAGAACAUCCUGUAUACUCCAGAUGCAGCUCAGCUCAACUCACUACAUGCUGACUUGGCAGACUUGCUGUGUGGUAUCGCCAGAAUACCAGAGACGUCUCCAGGAUCAGACCAGUGCACCGUCCAGUGUCCUCGGGGUGAGAAGGGCGACCGUGGUGAGCAGGGGGAGAGGGGUAGAGAUGGUGCAGAUGGACGCAAGGGGGAGCCUGGUCGUGAUGGUUUGCCAGGGAGGGAGGGCCCCAGAGGUCCUGAAGGACGACCUGGUCCACCGGGACAGUCAGUCCCCUUCGACCCCUCUCUGGGGGUUAAAGGGGGAAAGGGGGAGAGAGGUUUUCCUGGUGUUGAUGGAAAUCCAGGGUUACCGGGACGACCAGGUGCUCCUGGAAAUGCAGGUGUCCCAGGCUCACAAGGCCUUCCUGGAGUCAGAGGAAGCCCAGGUGAACCAGGUGGACAGGGGCCGCUGGGACCAAAGGGGGAUAGAGGUGAAAGGGGUGAGCCAGGCUCAGCUGUAUCUGGAGGGGGUCUUCCAGGAAGGAAAGGAGAACCAGGCAUCCCAGGAAUACCGGGUACUCCAGGUCGACCAGGCAGUGACGGGGCCAAAGGAUCUCACGGAGUUUCAGGGACACCAGGUCAGGAUGGUCGCCCAGGCAUACCGGGAGCUCCGGGAGUUUCCAUCAAGGGGGAUAAGGGCAGUCCAGGAGAGAGGGGACCUUCGGGAGUGGGAAGUGGGGUGGCUGUGAAGGGCGAGAGGGGCUCCCCUGGAAUUCCAGGAACUCCAGGAACAUCAGGCGCUAGAGGGCCACUGGGACCUCAGGGCAGCAAAGGAGAAAAAGGUGAUGAAGGUGCUGGACUGCCUGGACCUCCAGGAAAGCAAGGAGAACCUGGGGACCGGGGUCUGCGUGGGCCUGCAGGUGAACUUGGCAGCAAGGGUGACCGAGGUCAGCCGGGUGAGCCUGGGACUCGAGGAGACAGGGGGGAGCGAGGCCCGGCUGGUGAGACUGGGGAGAAAGGGGAUGCAGGGAAGCCAGGAACCUCAGGAUCACCAGGACUGAGGGGUUUACCAGGACCAAGCGGAUCACAAGGAGAAAAGGGAAAUGAAGGCGCUCGAGGGGAGCCGGGAAGAAACGCUUUAGGAUUACCAGGAAAUAAAGGAGAUCAGGGGGGCCGAGGCCUUCCUGGUUCUGAGGGUCCGAGGGGAGAGAAGGGAGAGCCUGGACAACGAGGAGAGAAAGGGUCUCCAGGAGGAGGGUCAGAUGGUGCUGGAUCAAAAGGAGAGCCAGGAGAACGAGGAGUCCCUGGUCUUAACGGACGACCAGGACCCAAAGGAGACUCAGGGGAACCAGGAGAGAGAGGAGAGAAUGGACGCCCAGGACUCUCAGGAAAGCCUGGGAUCCCCGGAAAACAGGGAGACAAGGGGGACAAAGGUGACGAUGGCACGCCUGGAGAACAAGGACUAUCAGGGAAGCCUGGAGAAAGAGGGCUUCGGGGACUGGCUGGUCAGCCCGGACGACCAGGAGAGAAAGGAGACGUGGGAGACCCAGGAGAGCACGGACGAAAUGGCAGUCCUGGACCUGCUGGACCGAGAGGAGAGAAAGGAGAGCUCGGACCUCAAGGGCCUCCGGGACCACCAGGAAAACUGGCUGACGCCCAGGCUCUGCUGAGAGGCGAGAGAGGUGAGAAGGGCGAUGCAGGCGACCCAGGAGAGCACGGCAGCAAAGGUCAGAAAGGCGAAGCAGGAACUCACGGAGCUCCAGGCCUGCGAGGUUCAGAGGGACCACGGGGGCCCGCCGGCACUAAAGGCGAUGCAGGAGAAAGAGGAGCACCUGGAGAGAAGGGAGACAGAGGAGCAUCUGGCUUGGAUGGGCGUCCUGGUCUGGAUGGUAAACCAGGCUCUUCAGGACCACCGGGACUAAGGGGUGAUCCAGGAAAACAGGGCGACUCUGGGAGAGAUGGAUUACCAGGAUUAAGAGGCGAGCAGGGUUCCCAGGGACCCAUUGGUCCUCCAGGAAAUCCAGGAAUACCUGGAAAAGCAGGUGAAGAUGGCAAACCGGGUUCUCCUGGCAAGAUGGGAGAGGAUGGAGUGCCCGGUGAAGAUGGCAGAAAGGGUGACAAAGGAGAAGCUGGAGCAGCUGGAAGAGAUGGCCGUGAUGGGCAGAAAGGUGACCACGGGCCUGCCGGGCCUGCGGGCCCCUCUGGUCCCCCGGGACCUCCUGGAUUGCCUGGCAGCAUUGGUCCUCCUGGACAGGUUGUGUACGUAAAGGGAGUCGAAGCUGCUCCAGUCCCAGGGCCACAGGGGCCUCCAGGAACACCCGGGGUUCCUGGGAUCCCAGGAGCAGGAGGAGCUCGAGGGGAGAGAGGUCUACCUGGUCCUAAAGGUGAAACUGGAGACCCAGGAGAGGAUGGGGCUCCGGGUAAACCUGGAACCGCAGUGGAUGUGCAAAAAGCUCUGGCCAGCUUCGGGAUUCAGGUGUCUGAUUUGAAGGAGGUGGUGGACGAGAAGGACACCAUGUCGUCUCCCUCAGUGCAAAAGGCAGAGAGGGGUGAAAAGGGAGAGCGGGGUGAAGCUGGAGCGAGGGGACCAUCCGGUGCAGAUGGUGCUCGAGGUUUUCCAGGAGAGAGGGGAAUCAAAGGGGAACAAGGGGAGAGAGGACAGACGGGACCAACUGGGCUCCCAGGAAGAGCCAUUGGAGAGCGAGGACCAGAGGGACCCCCGGGGCCCGCAGGAGAGCCUGGCAAACCUGGAAUACCUGGUGUUCCUGGAAGAGCAGGGGAACUCGGGGAGACUGGAAGACCAGGAGAAAAGGGAGAGCGAGGAGACAAAGGAGAUAAAGGCAAUGCUGGUCUAGUUGGACUAGCAGGACCAGCUGGGCCUCAGGGAGAAAAGGGAGCUCCUGGGGAAUCAGUUCUGCUUGGUACACCUGGGCUCAGAGGCCCCCCAGGCGAGAACGGUGAGCCUGGUCUUACUGGACCAUCAGGACCCAAAGGAGACCGGGGUUUUGUGGGACCUCGUGGUGAAAAAGGAGACCGAGGAGAGGUUGGAGAAAAAGGACGUAGCGGCUCAUUGGGUGAACCAGGACAACCGGGAAAACCUGGUCAGGAUGGAAAACCAGGCCCAGCAGGGCCUGCUGGUCCUCCAGGCCAACCAGGAAACCCAGGAGAGAAUGGCAUAAGGGGGCCAACUGGCCCUCUGGGUCCUACUGGACAGCCAGGUCCUCAGGGUUUGAAGGGUAAUCAAGGAGAACCAGGAGUUGGUGUCCAGGGUCCUCCUGGUGCUCAGGGAAGCACAGGUCUACCAGGACCACCAGGUCCUCCAGGAGCUGUAGGUCCGCAGGGCCCCCCAGGGCUCUCAGGGCAGGUGGGUGAGUCUGGUAAACCUGGAGUUCCUGGAAGAGACGGAGUCCCAGGGAAAGAAGGAAUUCCUGGAUUACCAGGAAAGCAGGGCAUUGCUGGACCUCAAGGACAGCAUGGAUUAAAGGGAGAGCAGGGGGACAGUGGCCCCCCAGGGAAGGCUGUAGCUGGACCCCCUGGAUCUAAAGGAGAGAUGGGCCCACCUGGUGUAACACUACCGGGCGUAGCUGGAGAGCGAGGCCUCCCUGGUGAAAAGGGUAAUAAAGGAGAAAAAGGUCCUGCUGGCACUAAGGGAGACAGAGGAACGAGUGGUGAAUCUGGAGAGCGUGGAGAAGAUGGUCAACAAGGAUCUGCUGGGCCUAAAGGAGAUAAGGGAGAGAAAGGCAUAGGCCCAGCAGGCCCACCUGGCCAUGUUGGACCUCCAGGUCUGAAGGGGGAUCCAGGCCUUCCUGGCUCAGCUGGUCCUCCAGGGCCCCAAGGAAAGGCAGGAGACCCUGGGCUGCUUGGUGUAAGAGGAGAAAAUGGACAACCAGGACCUCCUGGACCCUCAGGGGAGAGGGGUCUCCAAGGAUUUGCAGGCCGUCCAGGAAAUGCCGGAGCUCCUGGUCCUUCUGGACCUCCAGGACUGGCUGGCUCUCCUGGUACCAAUGGAGUCAAAGGGGACAAGGGGGAUGUUGGUGUAGGCAUCCCUGGUUCCAGAGGAGAGAGAGGAGAUCCAGGGCCCAGAGGCGAGGACGGGCGAGCUGGGUUGGAUGGAGAGAGAGGAUCAACUGGACCCUCAGGGGUUCGAGGCACUCGGGGAGAAAAGGGAGACAGCGGACCACAGGGUGAAAAAGGAGAAAAGGGAGACACUAAGCUGGUGGGAGGACCUGCUGGAGAAAAGGGCAACAAAGGAGAAACAGGUGACAGAGGACCCAAAGGUACACAAGGAGAAAAGGGGGUUAAAGGUCAAGAGGGUCCAUCAGGAGAGCAGGGUCAGAGAGGAGAACCUGGAGAACGAGGAUCCACUGGAUUUCCAGGGGCCCGGGGUCCUGGUGGACAGAAAGGGGAAUCAGGCGGGCCUGGAGUGCCUGGAGAAUCGGGUUUACCUGGAAAAGAUGGACUCUCAGGACGUAAAGGGGACAAAGGUGAAGAUGGCGUUGUAGGAUUGAGAGGAAUCAAGGGUGAUCGUGGAUCCAAGGGGGUUUGUGGAGCCAGCGGACCUAAAGGAGAAAAGGGUGAUGCUGGUAUUCAUGGACGAUCAGGCCUACCUGGCAGGAAAGGUGAACAGGGUGAUGUAGGGCCCCUGGGUGCUCCUGGAAGCCCCGGAAAAGAGGGAUUAAUUGGACCUAAGGGUGAGCGUGGGUUUGACGGUGUCUCUGGAGCCAAAGGAACUCAAGGAGAAAAAGGCGAAAGGGGAUCACCUGGUGUGCCUGGUCCUCCAGGCCCCAGAGGGACGGAUGGGCCUCCCGGCCUGAGUGGCCCACAAGGUCCAGCUGGGGCUAAAGGCCCUGAGGGGCUCCAGGGACAGAAGGGAGAAAGAGGUCCAAUCGGUCCUGCCAUGGUCGGUCCUCGAGGUAUCCCAGGAAUCCCAGGGGAGCGAGGAGAACCAGGAGAGAUCGGGCCAGAUGGAUCCAAGGGAGACAAAGGAGAGGCUGGCAUGACGGAGGAUGAGAUCAGAGAGUACGUUCGCUCAGAGAUGAAUCAGCACUGCGCGUGUGGAGGUUCAGACCCAGACGUUGAGUCCCAGCCCGCAUUCAGGGCUCGGCCUACAACAGACAAACUGCUGGCUCUGAAGGGUCGUGAGCUGCGAGUGGUGCUGAACACCAACGAUCCAGACUACGAACACAUCUACUCCAUCGAGGCCCUGGAUGACCCUGUGGACGACCUGCUCUACUUCUCCACACAGGCAGCCAACGAGUCUGAUGGUGAGGAUUACAAGGACUCUGAGAAGAACGGUAACGUCGACGCAGAUAAAUCUGCAAUCGCUGACGUUCAGACAAAGGCAACAGCUGAUGAGAAAACGGAGCAAGUUGCACCUCUGACUGCAGACAAGUCCGGAUCAGUCAGGUCCAAGAGGACCGUCAAAGGGGAAGGUUCAACAGACGUAUGCCUGCUGCCCAUGGAUGAGGGCGACUGCCACCGAUACACCCUGCGCUGGUACUUCAACAGUCACUCUGGAGCCUGCAAGCCGUUCGUCUACGGCGGCUGUAAAGGAAACGACAAUCGCUUCCUCCAGCAGGAAGAGUGUGAACAGGUCUGCCUCAGGGAGGUCAAAGUGAAAACUGGGAUUCAUCCAGGAAGAGAGCAUCUCUCCAAUGGGACAUACGCCAUAGAAUGUGAGCACUUGCCCACUCAAGUCGGUGACGACGAUGAACUGCAGUCUGGUGGAGAUCCCGAUGAGGGCAACGAGCAUGCAGAUGAGCUUCCCUAA